Molecule: messenger RNA, 7210 nt
Organism: Helicoverpa armigera (cotton bollworm)
Lineage: Eukaryota; Metazoa; Arthropoda; Insecta; Lepidoptera; Noctuidae
Product: alpha/beta hydrolase domain-containing protein 17B
Exons: 5
Coding region: 116-985 (289 amino acids)
Biological process (GO): protein depalmitoylation
Cellular component (GO): endosome membrane; plasma membrane
Molecular function (GO): palmitoyl-(protein) hydrolase activity
Source: RefSeq, a predicted model, not a curated record
AAGAAUACGUUACAAAGUUACAAAGUAAUGACGUUGGCAAGUUGGCAACAUUGCCGUCAUGGCUGAACGAAACUGUUGACUAUCUGUCAAUUUUGUGAAAUCUUUUAUUUUCGCCAUGAUCAGGAAUAGGAAUUUUUUCAGUGAACUCUGUUGCCUGUUUUGUUGUCCACCAUGCCCGGGGAAAAUCGCGGCUAAGCUCGCAUUUCUGCCUCCAGAACCUACGUAUGCAUUCACACCUGAUGAGACAGGAUCAAAAUUCACAUUGACGCUGACCGAACGAGCAGAAUGGCAAUACUCAGAACGAGAAAAGGAGAAUAUCGAAGGCUUCUACUCGAGAACUACGAGAGGCAACAGAAUAGCUUGCCUCUUUGUUCGGUGUAGCCCCAAUGCACGCUUUACGAUAUUAUUUUCACAUGGAAAUGCCGUAGAUCUCGGUCAGAUGAGCAGUUUCUACUUAGGAUUAGGGACUAGAAUAAACUGUAACAUAUUCAGCUAUGAUUAUUCUGGUUAUGGUGUGAGUGGUGGAAAACCGUCAGAGAAGAAUUUGUACGCUGACAUCGAUGCUGCGUGGCAAGCGCUUCGGACUCGGUAUGGCAUCAGCCCAGAAAACAUUAUAUUGUAUGGACAAAGCAUUGGAACGGUACCAACAGUGGACUUAGCUGCUCGCUACGAAGUGGGAGCUGUUGUGUUGCACUCUCCACUCAUGUCUGGUAUGAGAGUUGCCUUCCCUAACACCAAAAGGACAUGGUUCUUUGACGCUUUUCCCAGUAUCGACAAAAUUCCAAAAGUAACCUCUCCGGUUCUUGUUAUUCAUGGAACUGAAGAUGAGGUGAUAGAUUUUUCGCACGGACUAGCGAUUUAUGAACGCUGUCCUCGUGCCGUUGAACCAUUAUGGGUGGAGGGCGCUGGACAUAAUGAUGUUGAACUUUUCAAUCAAUAUUUAGAGAGGCUGAAGCGUUUCGUUUCAGUGGAAUUGCUCAACUGACAAAGACUGCCGGCCCCAGGCCAGACUACUCAAGGUGACGACCAAAAUCCCGCAUCGACUCUGAGCUCCGGCACUUCUAGUUCAGCGACAGAGAGACUCCUCUAGCUAGCGGGGGCCGGGCCCAGCCGGGCCGGCCCCAACAAAAACUCAGCGAACGCUAACGGCUCCGUGAGUCCACACAAUUAUAAGGAAAACAAUAAAACAGACAAUAACGAAACAGGCUCUGCCGAUCUGAAACCAUCCGUCGCGCAUAACAUCAGCAUAAACGUGACCGAUACUGACUCGCCCACAUGUGUGCGAAGACGGAUACAUUUGCGAUCUCUUAGCGAUGUGACCCCAGCUAGUCGCACACAUACGCCGCGAGCGCGCUCCCACUCAGAACGGCCGCGAGCCUCCCCAGCGCCUUCCCCGUCGCACGCAGCACCACAGUCGCCUGCGAUCGUGUUGCCCGCGCCGGCAACCACGCCUACUGUGUUGCUGCCGCGGAUCGUUCGUAGCGAGCGUUCAUCACCUGACGCCUCGUCGCUUGCAUUGGACGAUGGCACCGAACCUCGUUUGCGAAGUCGUGAUCGCUCUGGCAGCGACGCCGUUUCCGUCCUAGGAAAUCCGUGGCGCAAAAUGAGCGAAAUCGAUCUGAACGCUGGCGAUAGCCGUGGUCGAACCGCUGGCCGCGGAGCACUCGAUCCUUGGGUUAGAAACCCCACAUUGCGCCCCAAAAAGUCACUCGACCAACCAGCAUCCCGUGAAGACGUUGCUCGCGCGGCGUCUGACUCAGAGCAAAAACGAGAGGUUCCAACCGUUAAAAGAGGUAAGCUCGAGCGGCGCUCGCCGGUCGUAUGCGAGACGUGCGGCAACGAAAGCUGCGAGUGCUGGCGAACCAGCUGGGCCCGGCAGGCGCGCGCGGCGCGGUCGCUGGGCGCGCAGUGCACGUGCGACGCGCGCUCGCCGCGUCCGUCGCCGGCGCGGCUGCGGCCCCGCGCUCCUCCGCGCGCUCUCUCCGACGACGAAGAGCGCCCGCGUCGACUUUACAAGUCUGCUUCGCAGAAAAUGAUAUGCACUUCAGUCGAUGGUGACAGAGUUAAGAAGCUAGCGGAUCCUCUGUUGGAGACCACCUGUUGAGGUGACGGACGUCGACAUAGUGUGAGGAGCCUGCCCGCGCAGCCGCGUCGCGUUUGCCAAUAGGGAGGAAUCGUUUUGUGUACGGUGUGUGUUGUCCCUUUUUGAUGUACGAGUAUUAUUAGUGCGAAUUUUGUAUCCCUUUAGUGUUAAGAUUUCAAAAUUUAUUAUUGUACUGUAUCAUAAUAUUUGAUAAAUAUAAAAAGUAUGCUCGUUUUAUGAUAUGAUAAUGAAUGUUUUUCAUGAAUAUUGUAUAAUUAUCUUUUACUUCGAGAGGUUGUGCGUAAUUAGAUAUUCUACAUCAUUUGAAAGAAUUCUUUAAAAACAAAGUUCAAUUGCAGUAGUAUUUCAAAAACAGUUGUAACUACAAACAUGAAAAAAAUAGUUAAUAUAUAUAGUCACUGAUCUAUUAUUUUUUAUUGUCACAAAAAACUUAACGCACAAUACCAUGGUAAAUCUCUUACAUUUUCACCAGUCCGUAGUACAUCUUCCAUAAACUGUAAAUAUAUUUAGAUAUGAAUUAAACAUAUUAAUUAUAGUUGUUAUAUAAAAAUCUGAUUGUAACGCAGAAUACUAAAGCAUAUUUAAAUAUUAAAUCGAUUUAAUAGGCAUGAUCAGUUUCUAUCUUAACAUUCCACGAACAUGUUAUAAUGAAAUCCAAUUAGCAGAUUUCCUUUGAUGCUCCCGAUCAUACAGUUUAAAAGUAUGACAAAUUAAAAACCGUUAUUGGAAGCAGCUUUGGGCGUUAUUUUAUCGUCAUUAAUCGUAUUUAGUACUUAUCAUAAUAUGACUUAGACCGUACGUGUUUCAGAAUUAAAUAACAUGUUAUUAAAAGAAAGCAAAUUGUAAUUCUUGCAAGGAUGAAUGUUCAUUUAACCGGACCUUCAAUUUCUCUCGAUGUGGUAUUAUAAAAUUGUAUGACAUUACUGCUCUGAGUAGGUAGGUAGUAGGUAUCUCAUAUUACCUUCAAACUAGAUUACAUUAUUAAAAUGAAGGAUGCUGUUAUGUGAUGAUGCGCACCAAAAGAAAGUUGGAAUUAUUCGCGUGUAUUGUUCUCAAGAAUUCAUAUUCUAAUGUACCUAUCCCUAAGCGUUAGAUAUCUGCUUGUGCCAUCCGUGUAAUACACGGUUGCUGAUUUAUUUAUAUAACCAAGAAAUGAACUCGUAGUAAGGUUGAGUGGAACAAUACUAAAGUACAAUAAAUCGUAAUAAAUUGGUAUCUUCUGCAGGUUACUUCCGCACUUAGUUUAUUGGUCUCUACAAUGAUCGAACGUACUGACGUCAAUGUAUCAAAUUAUCAAUACGUUUGAAUAAAAUUAUUGAACGAGCUCGGUUGGGAACAUUUUAUGGUGCGUGAACAUAAUUGUUGACCAUACAUUCAUUUUUGAAAAUAAUACAUACGUUUUUGGAAGUGAAUUGUAGGUACAUACCUAAUGAAGAGAAUUACAUGAUUUUAAACAAAUAUAUAUAACAAUAUACAAUAACAAUAUAUAUAUAACAAAUAUAUAUAACUUGGAAAUACAUCGCCUAAAAAUGACUAAAUCAAAUUAGAAUCAACCUUAAAAGGGCUAUAGAUCUUGGACUCCGUUCAUAACUUAUUAGGUUGCCAAGCACUGUAUCUAUGAAUUAAUGAUGAUAUGAUUUUAUUCACGUCUGUAAAUAUUCUCAUGUUUGUAUAAGAUUUACACUCCAAUGUUGUUCUGCAGCGACAGAUAAAACUUAUUAUAAAACAACAAAUUUCUAGGAAUCGGGGCAGGUAGUUUUUAUACAACUGGUACCAGUGUAAAGUCAGAUAUCGUUUUGUUAACUUCUUCAACACCUAACUAUGUACUGAACAUUUGGGUUUAGUGAUAUAUGCGCAAGCGCAAGAAUUGUUUUAUUCGAAUUGUAGCCACGCAUGGUAUUUCAUCUUACAUUUAUCGCAUUAUUAUUAAGCCCUAAAUGAGUGAAUAAAUGCAGCAAUGUAAAACGUUAUAUAAAUCCAUGAAUGAUAAAAGGUCAGUCGAUAAGCGUGGUAGUACAUGCAGAUUGCCGAUAAAAGUUAAUGUGUUAUCGAUGAGCCAGGCUUUUGCUGGUCAGUCACGGACUUAGUACCUACAUUUGCAUUUUAAUACAACUGUAUACGAAAGUUCCUACUUCAAAAUAUCGAAGUGCCAAUUAUGUAUGUAGCUACUUGCUAAUAUGAUGGCCGUUGCUGGGUCUUAUACCUAAAGCCUUAAGUCCAAUCCUGACAAACUUGUUGUCCAAACUGCGCAUGCUAGGCCUAAAAUACUGCAACAGGCAACUGUAAUGUAUGUUAACCGGCCUCCUAAUUGCUGUGCAUAGCUGACUUCGUAAUAAACUUCGAUAGCUACCUUUUAGUGAAAGUUUGAGUAUCAAAGAAAUAACAAGUCCUAACAUUGAUAAUUUCCAAAUUGAUUCUUUUGUUUUUAAGACUGUACGGUAGACCGCACAUCAGUGGUAACUGUCAUGCACCUUAACUCAAUAGUAAUAAGUACGAUUUUCCUUUAAAACUGUUACCACUGACCUGAAGUUGACUGUACCUAAUUCCUACUAGCGUGACAUAAUCAUAUUAAUUCAAGCGUGUCGUUUUUAUUACGCUUACAAUUUGAGAAAUUGCAUUGCAGGCGUACAAUGCCGUUAUAUGGCUGUUUGGGUCGGUUAUCAGCAGCAUACAAUUCAUAAAAUCCGUUGAUUAGACUACACCGCUCAAAAAUAGCAAAUAAAACAUAAGCAACACGCAUGCAUAGGAAAGUCUGGAAAAAAACAUACAUAAGUAGUAUCGCCGCCUCGCUUGAUCGUUUGCGGUAGCUACUUGCUUUCUUCUCACAUCAGAAUAAGUCAUUUUUCUUCACAGUGCCAAACAAAGUCUUAUUACCUAAUAGUCACAGAUUAAGUUCCCUAUAAAUAACAUUUUCAAGGGGUUAAACUUGAACUAACUUUUCGCCGUGAUUAUUAAUAGGAGGACGUGUCUCGUAAUAUUAUUACUAUAACAUGUAACUCUUCAACUCAAUAUUUGUAGGAAUAUCUUGUUGAAUACAAAGCAUUAAUAACAUAGUCAUACCUAAAUAGUAUCCAUGUGAUCCCUAAUAGAAAAUGAAAUCUAACAUCUGACUACUUAUGUAUUAUUUAGUUAAUUCUGUGUUUAUUUCGCAAAUUAUGUAUUGUUCAUUACUGCUAGUCCAAUGUACGCUCACCUUGUAUCCAAAUUUUUGAGUAUUCCUAAUUAAGCUCGAAGGGUUAUCAAAUCAUUUUAUGUAACUAUUAUCAUUAUCGUUUUAUCUUUAGGAUGAUGGAAUCUAUUGGUGGUUCAUUCAAUAACAUUUUGACUGCCUCGAUCUGUGUACAAAAUUGUUGAUGAUCAUGACAAUCUUUGGAGUUUAAAUAGCGUGUCCCUUUGGUAUACUCACCUACCAUUUUAUUGCAGUCUUGAUGUCGUGUAUGACAUACUUUAAAAUUUUGUAUUCAUUUAUUUUUGCGUAGAAGAGCAGUACUUAAUUUUUUAAUUUAGUUUUGAGCUGAAUGUAAUGUUUAGAUAUAGGUAAUACUGGCUCAGUUAUAACUAAUGAUUCUAUGGUGUGUCUCACACCCCUAAAAUGUUAUUUGAUCAUUUCAUAUAAAUGUGUCCAAUUUUAUUGCUGUAACGGUCACUUUCUAAAAACGAAACGGUAGAGAGCACACGCGUAGGUAAACAUUGUGACACAUCUACAAAAGCACAUGAUAAAAAAGAGAUGAAUUUCGAUAGGAAGCCAUAAUUAUACGAGGCUCGAUGUUGACUGUAAACCUCAUCUUAACUUAUAGGACCGCUUACUUAGUGGAGUGUAAUAGAUUUUAAAACUUGACCAAGUAAAUUAUUGUGAUCUGAUGAGUACCUACUAUUUUUUUAAUAUUUUGUUUAAUUUUCCAAUGCCUGUUAUGAAAUAUAUCUAAAAAAUUUAAAAUUAAUUACUUUGUAUCUGGAGGAACUAAAAUUUGCCGUUGAAAUGGGUUUUUGGCCCAACUCGAGAACUUUCUGCCAUGUUCCUUCCCAUCGCUAAUCGCUAUUAGUUACUGAAGGACCUACGAUGGUAUGGUUGCGAAAUGGUAGACAGUUUAAGUUUGAGCCAAAAUUAUACCUAGGGCCAACGUUACGGUAUACUUAUAAUCAAAUUAGGUAGUUACAUUAUAUUGACAUGUACCUGCAUAUUAUGUAGGACCCAAAACGCUGUUCACAUUGUAGUGCCAUUACCUCACAAGUUACACCUGCCCUUAAGGCUGCGGUUCCACUAAGGCGGAGACGCGCGGAGCGGUGAGGAGACGUAUGGGGAUCGACCAAUCAUAUUACAUGAAAUCCACAUCUCGUCUUUUGCAUGUAAUGUGAUUGGUCGAUCCCCACACGUCUCCUCUCCGCUCCGCGCGUCUCCGCCUUAGUGGAACCGCCGCCUAAACAAUGUAGAUCUGCCAUGUACCUAUUUUUCGUUGAUUUGGUCACAAAUUCAUAAAAGACAAAAGAUGACAGAAGAAUGAACUUUAGGCCCCUUACCUAUUCAUUAGAAUUGAUUUAUCAGGUGUGUCUUUAAACAAAUGGGGAAAGUUAAUUUACCUAAAACUUCAUUUACCUAUUUACUCUUUUUCUAAAGCGUCAACAAACUUGGCACGAGAUAUUAGAAAAAAAAGGCAUUAAAAAUUGAGUCUCACGAAAUAUUUACUCUUGCAUUCUCCAUGAAAUAUUCUAGAAAAUAUGUGUCAAAAUUGUUUACUUUUUAGGGCAAAAGUAGAUAAGUACUUAGACCCGUUUUUGACAUGCCUGCCUAUUUACCCAUACCUACACUUAAAAAAUGUGUCUGAAUGAUUAUGUAGGGAGGCAGUUCAAUUUAUUAAUAUGAUUGGUAUGCAUUGGAUAAUGGCAGUUCUAGCAUGAACUAGCGUGUGUAACAUUAGGUACCUUACUCAUUAUGUAUCCAGUUUGAAAGAAAUAUGUAGGUACCUACUUGUUUUAAGAAUGUACAGGAAAAGAAGUUUAUUUGGUCUCGACGGCUAUUUUAUGAUUAUAUAUGAAUGUUAUCUCUAAAUUGUACAAUAAGAGGUAAUUUACUUUUUAAUAAAUUAAUUAAAUUGCACAUAUCUGAAA